This is a messenger RNA of Scomber scombrus (Atlantic mackerel), 2492 nucleotides long. RefSeq names its product myotubularin related protein 6 (gene mtmr6). Gene Ontology annotation, cellular component: nuclear envelope. NCBI's taxonomy places the organism in Eukaryota, Metazoa, Chordata, Actinopteri, Scombriformes, Scombridae. Gene Ontology annotation, molecular function: phosphatidylinositol-3,5-bisphosphate phosphatase activity. The record is from RefSeq and is a predicted model, not a curated record. Gene Ontology annotation, biological process: dephosphorylation. The coding region runs from base 195 to 2180 and encodes 661 amino acids. The transcript is spliced from 15 exons.
GUAGUGCUUGUCGGGAUCUUUACGCGGAUGGAGGAGUGAAAUAAUUGACAAUAAACACAUAUCGUCGGUGCCCGGAGUUUGUCAAAGCGGUUCGUGCAGCAGUUUUUAGCCACCAUAAUAUCAAUGAUAGAGUUAUAUCCAGAAGGCGUCGUGUGAAGCUUUGCAGUUGCUGACAGCUGUUUGGACUCGGAGAAAUGGAGCAUAUCCGCACCCCAAAGGUGGAGCAGGUGCGGCUGUUGGAUCGCUUCAGCAACAAAUCCACAAAUGGCACACUCUAUCUCACAGCUACACAUCUCAUCUUUGUGGAGAGCAGCACUAACAAUUCAGCGUCUGCAGCACAGGAGAUCUGGAUUUUGCACCACCAUAUAGCCUCUGUUGAUAAGCUCUCCCUGACCACCACAGGCUGUCCACUGGUCAUUCAGUGUCGGAACUUCAGAUUGGUUCAUUUUGUGGUACAGAGAGAAAGAGACUGCCAUGACAUCUACAGCUCGCUGUUGCGUCUUCUGCGGCCUGUAUCCUAUGAGGAGCUCUAUGCAUUCUCCUACAACCCCAAACAGAACGACCAGCAGCGAGAGGAAGGAUGGCAGCUCAUCGACCUGGGGGCAGAGUUUGAAAGGAUGGGCGUCCCCUGCGACCAAUGGCAGCUCACCGACGUCAACAGAGACUUUAAGGUGUGUGAGACAUAUCCACGUGACCUGUAUGUUCCCAUCACUGCCAGUAAGCCUAUCAUUGUGGGGAGUUCCAAGUUCAGAAGCAAAGGACGUUUUCCUGUGCUAACAUACUUCUACCAAGAGAAGAAGGCAGCAGUGUGCCGGUGCAGCCAGCCUCUCUCUGGGUUCAGUGCACGAUGCUUGGAGGAUGAGAGCUUGCUGCAGGCCAUCAGCAAAGCCAAUCACAACAGCCGAUUUGUCUACGUCAUGGAUACCAGGCCAAAGUUGAAUGCGCUGGCUAACCGAGCAGCAGGUAAAGGUUACGAAAACGAGGACAACUAUUCAAACAUCCGCUUCCAGUUCGUCGGCAUCGAAAACAUCCACGUAAUGAGGACCAGCCUGCAGAAAUUACUUGAAGUGAUAGGAACCCGGUCUCUCUCCAUGAGUGACUAUCUGGUGGGUCUGGAGAGCUGUGGCUGGCUGCGGCAUAUCAAAGCUGUUGUGGAUGCAGCUAUCUUUCUUGCAAAGGCGGUGACCGUGGAGGGAGCCAGCGUGUUGGUUCAUUGUUCAGACGGUUGGGACAGAACAGCCCAGGUCUGCUCUCUGGGGUCACUGCUCAUGGACCCCUACUACCGCACCAUCAAGGGCUUCAUGGUACUGAUAGAGAAAGACUGGAUCUCCUUUGGCCAUAAGUUUGCAGACAGGUGUGACCAAUUGGACGGAGAUCCAAAGGAAGUGUCUCCAAUCUUCACUCAGUUCCUGGAGUGUGUGUGGCAGCUGACCGAGCAGUUUCCACAGGCGUUUGAGUUCAGUGAGUGGUUCCUGCUGCAGAUCCACGAACACGUCCACUCCUGUCAAUAUGGCAACUUUCUCAGCAACAAUCAGAGACAGAGAGAGGAUCUGCAGCUGAGAGAACGGACUCAUUCACUGUGGGCAUAUUUAAUGAGCGAAAAACAGAAUUACCUGAAUCCAUUCUACAGCCCUGCGUACUCUGAAGCACACCCUGUGCUGGAGCCCUCCACCCUGCCCUACCAUUUCAAGUUCUGGAGAAACAUGUACCACCAGUUUGAUAGGUCAAUGCACCCACGUCAGUCCAUCCUUAAAACCAUUUUGACCCUGAGAGAGAACAGCCGCAAGACAGAGAGCACCCUGCAAGAACUGGAGAGUAGGCUCCGCCAGCUUGGUGUGACCCCCAUCACGACCGCUGACCUGCCUGCACCUCCUCCAACCAGAGAUCAACACUCUAACACCAACACCCUCCCGCCACGUCCAGACUCCCUAAUUCUGGGGGCGCCUAUCAACCACAAAGAGGUGCAGCGGCAGGAGGACGACAACAACGACGAACAGGAGGAAGUGGGCGAGGAGGCCACUGAGAGCAUAGACACCGAGCGGACAGUAGAGGGCAGCAGUGGCACAGAGAGCAGGAAGCAGAGCUAUGGAGAGCUGGAAGGGACAUACAACAGCGAGCUGGCCAAAGAAGAGCCAGCUGUUGUCAGUCUGGAGUUUGGAGUGGCACGCAUGUCCUGCUGAGACCAAACUGGGGGAUUGUGGGAUACUGAGGGACACGCGCAAUCUGAAGGCUUACUGAAAGUGUGUGCGUGUUGGUGUGGUGGGAGGGGGGCUGUGGUUCUGUAUGUGAUUAUGUGCUGAUUACGCAAUGGUCCUUAAUGGGCCGAGUGGAUGAAAUUGUAUGUCUGUAUAGUCAAAAUCUCUAUGGAAAGCGCCAUUAUUAUGUCAUAUACUGCACCUAUAGAAAAAUAACGUGUUUUUUUAUGAAUGUUGAAAAGCUCUAUAGAGAAUUAAUGAACAGAAUAAGAGAAUAAAUUCAUCCUCAAGAAAAUG